GCAGCAGUCAGCAGGCUGGCUUUCGCAAAAAGACCAUGUGAUGGAAGUGGCUUCCUCAGGCGUCUCAGAUGCCAGCUCCAGCCAUAUAGCUCGUUGGGUGUCCUCUGAGGAGUCAGGUGAGGAAGGUGCUGCCUUCGAUUCCACCGAGACGGAGGAGUUGCCAAGAGGUCCCUGGCUGGUGCCACCGUUGCCAGCUCUUGGACGGCCAUCGCCUCAUGCGCCCGCCGGCGGCUUUCGCCUCUGCACCGCUGCGGAGUUUCACAACCUCCAGCUGGCUGCGAAGCGGGUGCUCGCAGAGCCCACCAAGCCCAAGGCCAAGGCCGCGCCAGAGUCGCAGACUUGGCUCGGAGAACAGCUUUCUCUUUCGGCGCCAUUGGAAGAGGAGCCGCAGAAGGAUACUUUCUCGCCAAGCCAGGUGCGGCGUGGUGUCAUCGGGUCUUGGCUUCGAAGGCACCCCAUCCUCGGCGCAGCCCUAGGCAGCCCUGACCGUGCGAAUGUGGCACCGGAGGCGGAGUAUCCAGCGCCAGAAACUGCCACGGUGGCAGGGUCGGCUCCAUCAGAGGCGCCCUGCGACGAGGAGACCAGCCGCGGCCUGGGCCGAGAUCAUGAGAUCCUGCAGCUUUUGAGGCAGCUUUUGGAGGGACAAAGAGAGGCCCGCCAAGCUGCUGCUCCAGCGCAGGUGAAGCCGGAAGUGAAAGACCAAGCAAACCAAGCAUCGGACAAGGCGCAGGCCAGAGAGCAUCAACUGGUCACUGGCUCCUUGGUGGCCUUGGGCGUGAAGGACCUGCGCAUCUUGAUGCUUCAUUGCUUCCUGGCCUGGCGGGCCGAGCGAAAACCGAAGCGAACACAGGAGCCACCACGCUUGCAAGACGCCAUAGCGCAGGUGUCCGAGGAUGACAGGCUGGCGCUUCAGCACACGGAUCAGCAGGUCCCGCGCGUAUUUGCAGGAGCCGGCUCUGUGCCCCCGGUGCUUCCCAACCAUGCCAUCCGGGCUCUUCUGGGUGAGGAGGUGUUCCUAGAAGCCGACGGCUCGCUGCGGGGGGCUUCCUUGUGGCUGUCCAUGCGGCCUCCAAAGGCCACGCGGCAAUUCCUGAAGACCUUUGAUCUGUGCCUUCCUUGGAGACAGGUGGAGGAGGAGUUCAGACAGCCGAGCUCGCACUGUGCAGCCAUGCGCUGGGUGCUCUUGCUCCUGGCGUUCUCGUCUGCAGCGGCAGAUGAGCACAUUGUGCUGAAGCCAAAGGGCACUGGCCAGCAAAAGAUGCUGGUCUUCAUCCCUGGUGGCAAGGUGCCGAACCACCACUACCAGCUGACUGGGCAGGCGAUCCAGGACGCGAUGUCGGAGCAAGGCAUCAACCUGUGGGUGGUGAUUCCGACAGUGUUCCAGAACUUGUGCAUCAUCAGCUGCUCCACCACCUUCCUUUGCGCGCCCUUGCACAACACUGUGAAGGGGGCGGUGUCCCAAGCGGAAGCGCAGGGCUGGAUUUCUAACUCCAGCGAGACCUGGUUGGCUGGACAUAGCCUCGGGGCCACCUGCGCCAACACCCUCUUCCAGGCCUACAGUUCAGCUUACUCUGGCCUCAUCGUCAUGGGUGGCUACGUGGAUGAGACGGGAGACCACGAUUUGCUGCACUACCCAGUGCCCGUCCUCACGCUGAACGUGGAGCUGGACGGCGGCCUCGCGCGCCCUGGGAAGAUCUCCACCUGGUGGCGCCAGUUCCUCACGCUGCGCCACGGCUUCCUGAGCGCAGUUUGCCAAGGGAUGUUAUAG
Molecule: messenger RNA, 1768 nt
Organism: Effrenium voratum
Lineage: Eukaryota; Dinophyceae; Suessiales; Symbiodiniaceae
Source: the annotation of a GenBank genome assembly